UCGGCGAAUGUGCUGUUCCCUUGAGUUCACAGUGUAAGUGAACUAGAAGCAGGAGUUGAGACUUUGAUCUGCAGCUUAUGACAUUUCCUGUCUCCCCAGCCUGAGGCUGUGCUUAUGCUGGUGCUAUUCCAGGGAAACUUAAUUCAUGGCAACAUGGGCCCUGCACAGACACUUCCUGCAACUCCUGGGGAGGUCUGUGCCAACACUACCCAACAGCAGCAGCAGUAUCUACUACACCAGCUUUAGUACCAAGGCAGCUGGGCGCAGAAAGGGAGGACAUCCUUACCCUCUGAUCAAUGGGGAUAUCUUGCCUAUUUAUAGACCUGUAUAUGAGGCAAAUGCAAGAAACAGUGAGGUUUGCAAACAGAGGUAUAUAGAAUUAUUAGAAAAGAUUAAAUUGGGAGGAGGAGAGAAUGCUGUUCUACGACAUACACAAAGAAAUAAGAAAGUGUUAGUCCGUGAGAGACUCCGAAUGCUUUUGGAUGAGGAACCCUUUCUGGAGCUGUCCCCUUUUGCGGGUCUCGGCUUACCAUAUGGUGAUGUUCCCACUGCAGGAUGUGUGAGUGGUGUUGGAAAAGUCUCUGGGGUUUGGUGUGCGUUUACAGCUACUGAUGCUACUGUCAAAGGCGGCACCUCAUAUCCAAUCUCAGUUAAGAAACAGCUGAGAGUGCAAGAGAUCGCAAUGAAGAACAGACUUCCUACUAUUUACCUAGUAGAUAGUGCAGGAGCUUUCCUACCACUGCAGGCAGAAAUCUUCCCUGAUAAGGAGCAUGGUGGACGAACCUUCUACAAUGAAGCCGUCAUGUCCUCAAUGCAGAUCCCACAGGUGUCUGUAGUUUGUGGCUCUUGCACAGCUGGAGGUGCCUAUAUUGCAACUGUUGCAGAAGAGACCAUUAUAGUAGACAGGAUCGGUACUAUAUAUCUGGGAGGUCCUCCGUUGGUUAAAGCUGCCACAGGAGAGGAUGUCUCAUCUGAAGACCUGGGAGGAGCCAAGCUACAUUCUAGAGUCAGUGGGUGUGUUGACUACUUUGCAGCAGCAGAAGAAGAAGCCUAUAAUUGUGUUCGGCAAAUUAUUUCAACUUUUAAUUUUGAAUUUCUGCCUGAAGAAAUAACAGACUAUGAGGCCCCUUUAUAUGACACUGAGGAACUUGUGGGACUUGCACCGCGCGACUAUAGGUGCACUCUGAACGUUAAACUGAUUCUCAGCCGGCUCAUAGAUGGCAGUAGGUUCCUUGAAUUCAAAGCUGAAUAUGGAACAACGUUAGUUACAGGUUUUGCUUCAGUUGAAGGACAUUUGGUUGGGAUUGUAGCUAGCAAUGGAUCCCUUACCCACGAUGCCUCAUUAAAAGGAAGCCAUUUUGUGCAGUUAUGUAGCCAACGUGGUAUUCCUCUUCUGUUUCUUCAGAAUACUGCUUCUCAGGAAUCUGCACCAACAAACGUAUAUAAGGCAGAAGAACAAACCAACAGACUAAAAGCUCAGGCCUCCAUGAUGUCUUCUGUUGCUUGUGCCACUGUCCCCAAGAUCACAAUAGUUAUUGGUGGCUGUCACGGAGGAGAAAGUUUUGCCAUGUGCGGAAGAUCAUUUGAUCCAAACUUUUUGUUUCUUUGGCCAAAUGCAAGAGUUGCCCUUCUGGAUUCUUUCAACUUGCCAAUGUACAAUCAAUUAGGAGAGGAUUGUAUCGCAGAUGAGUCGGAACUAAAGACAAGAUUGGAGAAGUUGAAGGAGCAAAGCACAGCAUUCUACUCCUCAGCCCGGAUGUGGGAUGAUGGAAUAAUAUUACCUCAAGAUUCACGAAAGGUUAUUGGCAGGUGCCUGAGAAUAAUCAGUCAACAAAAGUACAUUACACCCACUACCCAAGCAUCUCCUGUGUUGAGAAUGCAGCAGCAAUGGCUGGCAGCAAAUUGUAGAGCUCCGUUCUCCCAUCAAGACAGUUCAUCGAAGUUUAGAAGAUCCUUACUUCAUCUGUCUUUCCAGAUCGCAAUCUUUAAUGCAGAAGCCUAAGACAAAUCGACAGAUGUCACUCUUACCCUGGAAGGAGCCCUAGAUAAGAUAGUUUGAGAGUUAUUGGUGGCCAUAUAAUU
Messenger RNA from Bombina bombina (fire-bellied toad), 2082 nucleotides. RefSeq names its product biotin-dependent 3-methylcrotonyl-coenzyme A carboxylase beta1 subunit. The record is from RefSeq and is a predicted model, not a curated record. Lineage: Eukaryota; Metazoa; Chordata; Amphibia; Anura; Bombinatoridae. The transcript has 13 exons. Gene Ontology annotation, molecular function: methylcrotonoyl-CoA carboxylase activity. Bases 146 to 2002 code for a protein of 618 amino acids. Gene Ontology annotation, biological process: L-leucine catabolic process. Gene Ontology annotation, cellular component: mitochondrion; methylcrotonoyl-CoA carboxylase complex.